Messenger RNA from Symbiodinium necroappetens, 3342 nucleotides. Lineage: Eukaryota; Dinophyceae; Suessiales; Symbiodiniaceae. The record is from the annotation of a GenBank genome assembly.
AUGCCUAAUGCAAAACGCAAUGGCUCCUCCAUCGAUCACCACGCACUGACACCAGGCGGCAGUUUAGAUUCGGCAUGGUUGACAUCAUUAGCGACGAACCAUGGCCGCGGAGCGAAAUCAGAUCUGCAGAAUGCUGCGCAGGCCCUUGGUGCAUCAGUUUCGGCUGUGGAGGUAGCAAAGUUCCUGGACAAGAAGUUCCAAGACCUACCGUCUUUUCAGCGUGCUGCAUUCCUGGUGCCUUCAAAGGGAGGCUUGCCAGGAAUCGAUCCAGCACUGGUGCGGGUCGAUGAAGAGUGCGUUUAUCUUGUCGGGAAUUCGCUUGGACUUCAGCCAUCCCGAACCAGAGUGCUGGUUUCGGAGGAGCUGGACAAGUGGGCAAAAUGGGGUGUAAAUGGCCAUUUCACCGGGGACCGGCCGUGGAUGCCCAUAGACGAAACUGUCAUCCAGCAGAGCGCGGCCAUUGUCGGAGCAGAAAAAGAUGAGGUAGCCAUUAUGAACAGCCUCACAGUGAACUUGCAUUUGCUUUUUGUAUCCUUCUAUCGACCAGAAGGGAGUCGGAACAGAAUAAUGUACGAGGCCAGCGCUUUCGGAUCGGACUAUUUUGCUUUCGAAUCGCAGGCGCGUUUGCACGGACUAGAUCCGACGAAAGUGCUCCUGCCGCUGAACGCUCGAACUGGUGAAGAGCUGCUCCACACCGAGGACAUUGUGAGCGCAAUCCAAGCGGCGGGAGACAGCCUUGCAGUUGUUUGUUUGGGUACCGUGCAGUACUACACUGGCCAAUAUUUUGAUGUUAAGGCCAUCACAGAGGCUGCCCAUGCUGUGGGAGCAAUGGCGAUUUGGGAUUGUGCCCAUGCUGUGGGAAAUGUAGAUUUGAGCUUGCACGAAUGGGGCGUGGACGGAGCCUGCUGGUGCAACUACAAGUACCUCAAUGCCGGCCCUGGUGCAAUCGGUGGCUUCUUCGUGCACAGAAAACAUCUCAACAAAGGACUUCCCCUUUUAGCUGGGUGGUGGGGCCAGAAGCAGGCUGUGCGCUUCAACAUGGAACACAGCUGGGACCCCGAGGUCGACGCUGGAGCUUGGCGGUUGUCCAAUCCGCCUGUUCUGCAGACCGUCUCGUUGCUUGCGAGUUUGGAAAUUUUUUCGAGGACGACAAUGUCAGAGCUCCGCGGCAGGUUCAAGAAGGGCAUUAAAGUUGAGAAGAUGUCCAAGGAAGAAGCUGACAAGAAGUUUGGCGUCUCUUCCUGGCCAACUUGGGGCUGCGGCGCAUCGAAAUUCGACUGGGAAUACAGCGGAACUGAAACUGCAUACAUUCUGGAGGGUGAGGUGACUGUGACCCCUACUGGAGAGUGGUCAGACGCCGAUCCUGCAAAGAUUGAGGAAUUGAGUGGGGAGGAUCUGGUGAAGCACGAGAAGUUUUUGAAAGCUAAGGAGGAGGCUUUGUCGCAGCUCUCAACCAAGCGAAGUGCUCCUGCCAAGGAUGGUGGCGUCAGCUUGAGAACAACGCAACAAAGUCGCCUCGGCGGUGCUGCCUUCGACGAGGAAACUGCCCGAAAGUUGGAAGCGAUAGCAGGCAGAGCUGCACAGGAUGCUACACGCCGCGAGUUAGAGAAAGCCAAAGAGGCGAGCCGGGCGGUAGCUGAUGCCCAAGCAGAGGCGCAGAGCUCCUUGCAGGCAGCCGUCGCUCACUUGUCAAGCGAACCCAAGGCUGCAAGUCUGAUGCCCACCUGGAUUUCUGACGAUGAGUACAGGGAUCUGGGAUACCCGCAGAUGGAUCCAAAAUUUAGAGACCGGGAGUGGCACAGGAAACAGCUUCAGCUGGACAGUACUGAUCCACGCCACAAUCCGAACCUCAAUCGCGACCAGAGCGACCCAGAGUUUUGGUAUCAUGCAGCUCGACGACCAUUCAAUAAGGCUCUCCUCCGCACAGAGCAACAUUGGAAUGCCCGUAGAGAGGUGUGGCUGAAGCAGUUUGAGCAGGUCAAGGACAUGAACCAGCGGCGAGAGCUUCUUUCAGACUUGCUCGAGGAUAGCCCCGCAGAUGUCAAGCGUUUGGUCACCCCGAUUCUGCACUAUAGCAUCACGAUGAAUGUGCUGAUUGGUUUCCUGGAGAAGGCCGAGAGAACAAGAAGAACUUUCGAGGAAGUGCUCUUGGAUGAGGAGAACUUGAAUGUGCUCCGGGGAAUCCGGGACCGGAUAGAUGCCAAGGGUGACCAGGCAGCUGACGAGAUGCUUCAGGAGUACGACGCUCGAUCCAGGCUGCUGGCGUUUGAUGCUCAGGAGAAGAAGGAGGGAGAAGAGCAGGAACGACGAGUGGCAGAUGUCACUACGCUCGCGCAGAUCAUGAACUGGGGCCAGAAGUGCAAGAAGGAUGGCCUCGUUGAGUGGGAGCAGGGGAACUACGCAGAAGCCCGCGCCAGCUGGAGGCAAGCUCAUGAAACCCUCCGUCCUUUCAAGGCCGCAGAUAACGAGACCAACGAGCUGUUGUUUGAACUUCACGCAGCCGUACUGAAGAACCUGGCACAGGCAAGCAUGAAGCUUGGGUACUGGAACGAAGCGACGAAGGUGUCGACGCUUGCGACGCAGCUGUGCCCAGAAGAUCACAAGGCAUGGUUUCGACGAGCAUGUGCCCUAGAAGGCAUGGGAAGCCUGGAUGAGGCCGAAAGAUGCUUGCAAAAAAUCGACGAAUGUUCGGUUGGACGGCCGGAUCGUCUUCGAAUCGCAAAAGACACCCAGGCCAAGCGUGAGAAGCUGCAGGCCCUCCGCGAGCGGGAACAGGCAUCUCUCAAGCGAACAAUGGAGAAGGCACUCGGCAGGAGCGUGUUCAGUGAAGAACGUCAGGUCGAUGAUGAGAAGGAAGCUGCACUCGAUUCGCUUGAGCCAGACGAGCAGCGGAGAGCUUUGCCCACACCUAAUGGAAUCUUUCAGGAUUCCAACCGUAAACACCUGACGCGAGAAGGUGCAAAGGAUUUGCUACACGCUUUGCGCGAUGCAUACAGAGACUCCACAUUUCAGAAGCAGGUCAUGAAGCUUGCACGCGAUGUUCGAGGCGAAAAGCGCCCCUUCCUCGCGAAUCUCGCCAAAGUGGCACUGCCUUUGCAGAAGCCCGUCUUGGAGAAGUUCGGCUUUGAACCCAGCGAGAAGGGACUCAAAGAGAUGAUGCGAGCAGUUCAGGAUUACACGCGAGGGCCGAAGGCGGACGCGGGAGUGAAGAGGGCCGCUGACGAGACGACGGUCGCACUCUAUGGAGUCAUGUACGACACGCUGACCCGCCCAGAUGACGCUGCCAUAAGACCACAACUGGAGGCCAGACUUGGCCGCGGUCACGACGCAGAAGACGCUUAA